Penicillium argentinense is the source of this 612-nucleotide messenger RNA. Its product is annotated as peptide-methionine-S-sulfoxide reductase. Bases 1 to 612 code for a protein of 203 amino acids. The record is from RefSeq and is a predicted model, not a curated record. The transcript has 3 exons. Lineage: Eukaryota; Fungi; Ascomycota; Eurotiomycetes; Eurotiales; Aspergillaceae. Gene Ontology annotation, molecular function: peptide-methionine (S)-S-oxide reductase activity.
AUGGCCUUUGCCGCACCUGCUGCCUCGACUCUAUUUUCACGCCUCCUUCGACCUUUCUCGACCGGCACGCCAUUUCUUUCUCUGACCCCGGAAUCUCAAUCAGGCAACAUGUCUACUGAAACCGCGACCGUCGCGGCCGGCUGCUUCUGGGGCGUCGAGCAUCUGUACCGUAAGAAUUUCGGCAACGGAAAGGGCCUUUUGGACGCGAAGGUCGGAUACUGCGGUGGCAACACUUCGUCGCCGUCCUACCGUGCUGUCUGCAGCGGAGACACUGGGCAUGCCGAAGCUCUCCAGGUUACCUUUGAUCCCUCCGUUGUCACAUACCGCCAGCUUCUCGAGUUCUUCUACCGCAUGCAUGAUGCAACUACGCUGAACCGCCAGGGCCCCGAUGUCGGCUCUCAGUACCGUAGCGUGAUCUUCACUCACGGUGACGAGCAGCAGAAGAUCGCGGAGAGCAUCACGGACAAGGUCAGCAAGGAGUGGUAUAAGAAGCCUGUUUCCACACAGGUUGUGCCCGCCGGCCAGUGGUGGGAUGCUGAAGAGUACCACCAGCUGUACCUGCAGAACAACCCGGCUGGCUUCAUCCGAGACUUCCCUCCCCUCUCGGAUUGA